UCAGAGAGACGGAAAUCUAAAACAGACUAAAAGUCACUCUGAGGAAGUGACAUCAUACUAACCACAGGAAGUAGAUGCAGCAUCGCUCUACUAAAGCACUACUUUAGAGACUCAGACAGUUGUGAGCACGAGAACAAGAGACAGAAGAAGGAGAGAGACAGAGAAUCACGAUGGCUGAGUUCAAAUGGAUUUCUUUAUUUCUUAUAGCGGUGCUUCAGUUCACAGCAGCAGCUGAAAAACGUCCCCUCUUAUUCACUGUCAGAGUUGGAGAUGAAGUCACUUUGCCUUGUGAUAAUGUGACAGACGGUGAGCGAAAAUGUGACGGCACUGAAUGGCUCUUCUUUGGUUCAGGAAACACAGCAGCAGUAGAUCUUAUUUAUCUUGGGCAGAUUGGUGAAAGAGCCAAAGCUAAAGCAGACAGACUGAGUGUUACAGCGAGCUGUUCUCUGGUUAUAAAGAAGGUCACAGUCAAGGAUGUUGGUUAUUAUUACUGUCUACAGCUCAGAUCAGAACAACAACAAGGUGAAGGCUCUGAGGUUCUUCUGUCUGUUGUUACCAUGACUGAACAUGAGGACCCUGAUAAGGUGACGUUAAACUGCUCUGUGUUGACAUAUGAACGAUGUAAACACACAGCGAAGUGGCUGUAUGAGGGUGAAGAUGUGGCUAAAGAUAACAAAGACUUGGUGACAUCACAGUCUCUCUGCAGAGCCUCUGUGAGCUUCCUGACUUCUCAUUACAUUCACACAUCGAGGUCUAACUUCCUUACAUGUGAAGUGACUGUUGGUAACAAAGUGCAUCUGUUUCCCUUCAGACUUCGGCCCUCAGGUGAGAAACCAGGUGAGGACACAACAACAGCAACAACUGAAUCAACAACAACAACUGAAAACAGCAGGAAAGCAGGUAUCACCACGACAGCGUCUGCAAUCAAUGAUGCUUCAACAGAACUACAAGGUGACAAACAAACAGCAACAACUAAAUCAACAAGAACAACCACAACAGCAAUCAGUGAUGCUUCAACAGAACUACAACUUAACUGGUGGAGGUUCAGCAUUGUGUCUGCGGGUUUAGCAGCACUCAUAAUAAUCGCUGUGGCCGUCAACAUGUGGACAAGAACUAAAGGGAAAAAAACACAGAUGGAUGAAAACAAAGUGAAUGAUGAUGAAGAUGAAGGUGUGGUGAACUAUGAAAACUUUGGAGACCCUUCUGCCUCAGUCAGACUCCGCUGAUCAACAACUUCCAUAUCAACAUCAACUCACCAGAGAAAAGACUCCACUGCAGUUAAAUAACAUCAUGGAGUCAGUAACAGUCUUCUCUUUAUUAUAUCUGAUAACAAUAUAAUCUGCAAAUAAAGAAAUGUUUACCACUUAA
Molecule: messenger RNA, 1368 nt
Organism: Siniperca chuatsi (mandarin fish)
Lineage: Eukaryota; Metazoa; Chordata; Actinopteri; Centrarchiformes; Sinipercidae
Exons: 8
Coding region: 171-1226 (351 amino acids)
Biological process (GO): interleukin-15-mediated signaling pathway; positive regulation of ERK1 and ERK2 cascade; T cell activation
Cellular component (GO): external side of plasma membrane; membrane raft
Molecular function (GO): protein tyrosine kinase binding; MHC class II protein binding
Source: RefSeq, a predicted model, not a curated record